Messenger RNA from Acanthosepion pharaonis, 600 nucleotides. NCBI's taxonomy places the organism in Eukaryota, Metazoa, Mollusca, Cephalopoda, Sepiida, Sepiidae. The record is from the annotation of a GenBank genome assembly.
AUGAUCAGCAGAGACGGCACCGAUGUCACGAUGAGGCGCGUUGGCAGUGAUGUCAACCAAGAAAGCGACGUAAAUUCACAGGUUAAUUCAUCCAUCCAUCCAUCUAUCCAUUUCAUCUAUCUAUCUGGUCUAUCCAUCUAUUUCACUCUGUUUAUUUCUUUCGAUCUAUCUAUCUAUCUAUCUAUCUAUCUAUCUAUCUAUCCAUCCAUUCAUCUACUUCUAUUUAUUCCCCAUCUAUCUAUCAUCCAUCUAUCUAUCUAUCUAUCUAUCUAUCUAUCACAGUCUUUUCUCGCUCAUUCCCUUUCUCAGUCUGUCCAUAUUCAUCGAUGUCUUCAUCUAUCUAUCGAUGUCUUCAUCUAUCUAUCUAUCCAUCUAUCUAUCCAUCCAUCUAUCUUCAUCCUGUUUAUUUCUUUCGAUCUAUCUAUCUAUCUAUCUAUCUAUCUAUCUAUCUAUCUAUCGAUCGAUCGAUCUAUCGAUCUAUAUAUAUCUCAGAGUCUGUUCACAUCUAUCUAUCUAUCUAUCUAUCUCAGAGACUUUUCUCACUUUCAGUCUGUUCAUAUCUAUCUAUCUGUGUCUACAUCUAUCCAUCUAGCUAGCUAG